AUGGCUGAAUUGUUUGUUCCAAAGAUAAUUGAUCAACUGAGUAAUGUUCUCGUGAAGCAGUUUGGGGAGAAGGUCAACCUGGUGAUGGGGGUUGAAGAGGAGGUGGCAAAUAUCUCCUCUAAGUUGGCAACCAUUGAAAAAGUGCUGCAUGAUGCAGAGACACGAAGGCUGAAGGACAAAAGUGUUGGAAUUUGGCUAGAAAAGCUUGAGGACAUAACAUAUGAGAUGGACGACGUGCUGGACGAAUGGAACUUCAAGAUUCACAGAGCAAAGAAUGAGGGAACUCAACAGAAUGCCAGAUUGCAGGCAACAUUGUGGAGCAAGAUAAUACUCAUUGAUGGCUCAAAAUGAAGCUACAACAGAAGGCAUUGAGGGAUCAACCUCUACGUCAAUUUGUUCAAAAUCAUUUGUUGAAAGCAUAUGUAGCCUUACAAAUUUCCAGAUUGAAUUUCAAGUGAUUACACA
Coffea eugenioides is the source of this 465-nucleotide messenger RNA. RefSeq names its product putative disease resistance protein RGA1. The transcript is spliced from 2 exons. NCBI's taxonomy places the organism in Eukaryota, Viridiplantae, Streptophyta, Magnoliopsida, Gentianales, Rubiaceae. Bases 1 to 351 code for a protein of 116 amino acids. The record is from RefSeq and is a predicted model, not a curated record.